Messenger RNA from Sebastes umbrosus (honeycomb rockfish), 4485 nucleotides. Its product is annotated as clathrin interactor 1-like. The record is from RefSeq and is a predicted model, not a curated record. Bases 184 to 2178 code for a protein of 664 amino acids. Gene Ontology annotation, molecular function: phospholipid binding; clathrin binding. The transcript is spliced from 12 exons. Gene Ontology annotation, biological process: endocytosis. NCBI's taxonomy places the organism in Eukaryota, Metazoa, Chordata, Actinopteri, Perciformes, Sebastidae. Gene Ontology annotation, cellular component: endosome; clathrin vesicle coat; plasma membrane.
CUCGACGCUCCAGUGACGUAGACAGAGAACGACGUUUCCGUAGCAACAAGGGGGCCGAUCCGUUAACCGCAGCGGCCGCUGUAACUACAGAGUGUGGGGGGGGAUUGUCGUCGGUAACCGGAUACCUAGAGGCACGGGGGGCGACGCAGUAUCGAGCCGGCGGUCCCGCAGUGCCGUGCGGAGAUGCUGAAUAUGUGGAAAGUCAGAGAGCUGGUGGACAAAGCCACUAAUGUGGUGAUGAACUACUCAGAGAUCGAGUCCAAGGUGAGAGAGGCUACCAAUGACGACCCCUGGGGACCCUCCGGACAACUGAUGGGAGAAAUAGCCAAAUCUACAUUUAUGUAUGAGCAGUUCCCAGAGGUGAUGAACAUGCUGUGGACCAGGAUGCUGAAGGACAACAAGAAGAACUGGAGACGAGUCUACAAGGCUUUACUGCUGCUGGCCUAUCUGAUCAGGAAUGGGUCUGAAAGAGUCGUCACCAGCGCCAGAGAACACAUCUACGACCUGCGAUCUCUAGAAAACUACAACCUCAUUGAUGAGAACGGUAAGGAUCAGGGCAUCAAUGUGCGUCAGAAGGUGAAGGAGAUGGUGGAGUUCAUCCAGGAUGACGACAGACUGAGAGAGGAGAGGAAGAAAGCCAAGAAGAACAAAGAUAAAUACAUUGGAGUCUCCUCGGACAGUAUGGGAGGAGGAGGAGGAGGAGGAGGAGGGGGGGGGAGGUGGAGGAGGCGGAGGAGUAAGUGGGAUGAGGACUGGGAUAAGAGCAAAGGAGCUUUCCCCUUCAGUGAGAAGCUCGGAGAGAUCAGUGACAAGAUAGGCAGCACCAUCGACGACACACUCAACAAGUUCAGAAAGAAGGAACGAGAUGACUCACCCGACAGAAUCAGUGACAACGAGGAGGAUAGAGCAUCGAGAAACGGUAGGCAGGAAACUCUUGAAUUCAAAGAUGAGGAGGAAACUGUCACGACGAAGAGCAUCCAGAUCACACAAGCAACAGAAACCACAACCACCACCACGCGGAAACGCAGUGGAGCAACAAGCAACAAGACUUUGGACCUGGGUGCUGCAGCCCACUACACUGGAGACAAGAGCCCAGAGGAGAAGUCAUCAGUCAGGCAGUCUUCCAGUAGCGGUCUAGCUGACCUGCUAGUGAUUGACCCUUUAUCCAAUCAGAGCACUGCAACAGGUGGCAGUUCAGACCUCAUUGGUGGCUUCGCUGACUUCUCCUCUCCUGCAGCCUCUGCCAGCCUCCCGACUUCCACUGCUGCUGCACCAUCCAAUGGAAAUGGAGAAUUUGGAGACUGGAAUGCUUUCUCGGCCAAUCCACCAACUUCGUCUAGCUCUGGUCCCUCCCAGCCCGUCACUGACCUGUUUGGCAGCGUCCAGUCACCCACAGCCCGAGCCUCUAAUCCCGCCACCGCCCCACCUUCUGCGGAGCUCUUUGACCUGAUGGGUGGCGUUAACCAUCAACUAGCCAAUCCACAUACAACACUGAGUGCCUCUCAGAGCAUGACUUUUUCUCUGGGAGGUUCAACACCAGGAGCAUCUGUCGCCAUGCCACCCAUGCCCCUGUCUCGCUCUCAACAGAGCUUGGGAGGCAUGACGUCUCAGCAGGCCAUAGGACAACAGCAGAAGGUUGGUGUUGGAGGUCCAGGAUCGUUAGGGUCAACCUGGUCUGACCCCUCCGUCAACAUCAGCCUGGACUUCCUAUCAGCAGGCCUCAACCCCACUAAGACGCCGCCAACACUCAACAAUAUCAUCCAGCAGCAAGGAGUGCCUCCCGUCAACCUGUUGGCCCAGAACUUCGGAGGACUGAACCUCAGCUCCCCGCCCCACGUCACACCCAUUAGACCACCAGCCAAUCCCAUGAUGGCAGGCAAUGCCAUGACGAUGGGCAUGCCUGCAUCAAUGGCAACUGGCAUGCCUGCUUCUUUGGCAUCGGGUAUGCCCCCUUCAAUGGCCACGGGGACCAUGGGGAUGGGGGGAAUUCCUGUAAACCAAGGCAUGAUGGGAAUGAACAUGAGCAUGAAUAUGGGCAUGGCCACUCCAGUGAUGAUGGGUGGUAUGGCUGGCAUGGGAGUGCCAGGAGUAGGGGUGGGCCUAGCACACUCCAUCACCCCAGCCGUGAUUCCACCCAAACAGGAUGCCUUCGCUAACUUUGGCAGUUUUGGGAAAUGAAGAAGCGCAAAUGUGUGUGAGUGUAAGUGUGCAUGUCUGACAUUUUGAGAGUGUGAACCACGGAAGGACUGCAGUACUUGAAGACAACCUUGCAUGUUUCUCUCUCUGCUUCUGCUGUCUUUGGCGAGCCGGCACCAGUGAUCGUUCACCGUCCCAGUCUGUUGACAUGAUUGGAGGUAGAGGAGAGCGCCCACUGGUGCCCCUCACCCAUUUGAUGUGUGAAAUUUAAGAGCAGGGAAGGUGUCAACCCACAGCCUCCAGUCAUUACUUUCCUGUGGGGAAAGGUUCCUCAUCUUUACCUGGUUUAUAUAUGAACUACAGUAUGUCCCCCUUCAUUACAAAAAUCUGUGCAAAAGGUUUUUUCUCUGCAACCGCACAGAGAAUUCAAUCAGUAGGGUUAACUCCAAUGAAAAUGGCAUCGCCGCCUUAAUUUUUUCGCAGAUAUCAUGUUUUGUAUAAUUUCAAUCAAAUUCAAUUGCAAAAUUUAAGCCAUUACAUUAUUGCCAGAGGGUAUUGCCAGUUACAAAAUCUGGUGUACUGUAUACUGAAUCCAUACUCUGGUCCUCCAGCAGAGGGCAGGACAGGUCUAUGUUUUGAGAUAACCCUGUAUUGUUGUACUUAUUCUUGAGCCAUAUUAGGGUGGAUGAAUUGCAUCCUUUUUCUCCCCAUUCCUCUUUUUUAGGGAUGCACCGAUCCAACUUUUUCAGUCCCGAUACCGAUAGCGAUACCUAGGCUUUGGGUAUUGGCUGAUACCGAGUACCGAUCCGAUACUAGUGUUUAAAUUAAUAAGCUGUAUGCCUCACUAUGCGGAAGUGACUGGGAUCAUUAUUUUAUGUCUAAGGCUUGACUUAAACAUUGCUUUUUCUAACUUUGUAAAACAAAAUGUAACAAAUAAAUACAUACAUACAAAUUUAUUGAAUUUGUAUUUACUAUUAAAAUAGUAAACCGUGCACCAGCAAUUUGGCAAAAAAAAAAUCUUCCAAAUUAACAGGAAUUACAAUUCAGGUGUAAACCUUUUUAAUGCAGCAACAAAUUGGUCAAAACUUAAAUGGGAAUAUUAACCAUAAAAUUGAAUUUAAUAGAUUGGCCCCAUUGCCACAAUACCCGAUCCAGCUAUUUGAGUCAGUAUCGGCCCGAUAUCCAAUCCGGUGCAUCCCUACUCUUUUUAUCAGGUCUAUAGCGGUUCACAAUAACUCAUUGUACAGUUGGACAAAUAACGUUUUAUUGAUGUUUAAAAGACAACAUGAGUGAAUCCUUCAACUGCUCAGAACAAAGGUCCCUAAAAUACUGUUGGGCUCUUUAUGUUACAAUAAUCGGUUACUGUUAAAAGUGACUCUUUUCCUCUACUUUCCAUUUUGAAUGCCUCUGUCAGAUUAGUGCCUGAUUAAAGGGUCAGUCAGUAUUUUUAUUUAGAGUACUAUUCACUGAUAGCUUCUCUUGAUGCCACACCUGACAUUGUGUCACUUCAGCCAUGAUGUAGGACUUUAUGUAAGCAUUUCUGACCCACAUGGAUCUCUUCUGUAUGCUCUACUUUUUAAUUCCGACACUGUUUAUUGAUACAGGUACAGAAUAAUGUUCUUUUAACAAGUAUUUGCCAGCUGGCUACGGGAAAAGAGGGUAAACGAUGGUCACCAUCUACAAGACUGAACAUCGCAAUCCUCUACAUUUCUUCCAUGUUUAUGGCUCACCUCAGAAUUGUUGGGUAAACCUAGAAAUGUACCUUUAAUUACAAACUAUUUUUGCCAGCAAACAUUUUCCGGGCUGCAGCUUGGUAUUCUCUUGGUGCAAGGGUUGCAUACCUGCGCCACACAAACUGUGUACUAGAAAAUAACCACCCUUACAUUUGACAUGGAUUAGAUACAUUGGAGGAAUUUUUUCGUUAGCUGAGUUUUAAUAAAAGAUUUCUAAGGCUAGUUGAGACCAAUCUAAAGGGUUUUGGGGGUCUCGAGUGAAGUGUGUGUGUGAGAAAAGAAUGAAUGAGUGUGUGUGACUUUGUGUAUGGGUAUAGUUUUCUCUGUUUGAUGUGCAAACACAGCUAAGCAGAGCCUCUUGUCGUUUUCUGAGGCACUGCACUCCAAAUGACCAAAUCUUUAUUUUGUUACUCUCAGAAGGAUGAUUCCAUUGUUUUUAGUUUACUAUUUUAUUCGUUUAAGGUUAUGUUCAUAUGUGAAAGCUACUAAUAACAUAAUUUAGUUGACGGGAAUCAUGUUUUUAUUUCUUUUUCGGUUUAGCUCGUUUCAUUUGAUUGUACUCUAUAUUUUCUGUACUUCAUUCAACAUUAAAUUAAAUUAUAACAUUAAAGAUUCA